UCUCUCUCUCUCUCAACCAGUGUUAAAGAAAAACACACUUUUCUCUAAUGGCUUCUUCUUCACCAACUCUCCCUUCCGACGUUAUACGUUCCCAUAUUUUAACCCGAAUAUCCCCGGAAACCCUAGGCAGUUGCAGACUUGUCUCGAAGGAAUGGUACCACGCCACCUAUGACUCCUUCAAACUAUUUUGUGAGAAAACCAACACAACAUAUGGCUUCUUCCUUCAGAGCAAGUUCUACCCAAACCGUGUUUGCACCUUCUUACCAGUGGAAGAUAACAUCGACAACUCCAAAACUAUUUCGCUUAGGUUCUUACAUUUUCCCUACAGUAUUGAAGCCGCCGAUCGAGGUUUACUCGUUGGCGUGAGCCAUAAAAACCAUAAGAUUCCUCGCUACUUUGUUUGCGCUCCUACUGCUCAAUACUGGAAACAAAUACCAAACCCUAAGACAAGGUAUUUUACUCGGGGCACUGCUGUUACCGUGUUGAGGUCGAGUUCGAACCCAGUUUUGAGCAGCUGGUUUAAGAUUAUUCGAUUAUCGAAGCCCGAGACCAACCCCUCAUAUGAAAACCACUCUAUAUGCGAAGUCUUUGAUUCAAACACUUGGUCUUGGAAGCAGCUGAACGAUGUGAUUUUACCUCACUUGGUUUUCUUGGACACCAAGUCACCUGUUUCAGCGUGCUGUGCGCUGUACUGGCAUCUUACCAACAACCAAAUACUGGCUUUCUAUCAAGACAAAGAAACCUGGGAAACCUUCGCGCUACCGCACCCUAUGUGCAACGACGUGCAUUGGAAGUACAGUUUAACCGCUUACCAAGGCCGUCUCGCGUUGGUUCGGAAAGGAGGUGAUGAGUUCAUGGAAUACUGGAUAAUGGAAGACCGCCGAGAAAAAUUAUGGAGUGAGAGGAAAAGACUAAGCACCCGAGGGACUUCCGUUGUAGCAUUCUGCGACAGUGACGUUGCGCUUGUGAAGGAACAUGGGAAAAUGAUAUUUUACAAUUUUAAAGAGUGCAAAGUAUCCAAGCUAGUGGAACUAGAGAGCUGGCAUGAGCCGGAUUAUAUUUUCAGUUUUCCGGCGACAAAAAAUCCGGGAAAUAUUGCCGAUCAUGUCACUCACAACUUAGCUUGGGGCUGGUGUUUCAAGUUCAUCCUUUUGUUGUUCUUCAUUACCUUGUUUUGGUGACAAUCAACGACGGCAAUGUGUUUUGCUGUGGUAGCAACAGGGCGGUUAGGGUUUCUUUCUUUCUGUGUGUUGUUUUCUGUGUUUUGUUGUGGGCUCAACCUUUGGGUUGAGGUUUUUGCUUUGAGGUCCAUCCGUUAGUGUUGUUUGUUUUGUAGAUGGGCCUUUGUUUGUAAUGUUUGUUGUUUUGGUAAAAUUCCUUGAUAAAAAAAAAAAAAAAAAAAAAAAAAAAAAAAACCAAAUGAUUGAGUACCCAUUUUCAGAGGUGAUAUUGAUGAUAUAUGGGUUUUAUUUCUUAUUUUUUCAAGAGACAUUUAAUUCUACCUCAACCCUAGCUUUUAUUCACGUUUUUAUUGCAGAAAUACAAUGAUGUGGCCUAAUAAUACCUCCAUCUGUAUUAUAGAGUGUGUCAGCUUUGGACAUAACCAAACCUAAUGAAUUCAAACAAUUUAGUUUAGCUUAAUCACUUGAAAAGUAUAGUUAAUCUU
Pyrus x bretschneideri (Chinese white pear) is the source of this 1666-nucleotide messenger RNA. RefSeq lists its product as uncharacterized. Gene Ontology annotation, molecular function: protein binding. The transcript has a single exon. The coding region runs from base 48 to 1181 and encodes 377 amino acids. NCBI's taxonomy places the organism in Eukaryota, Viridiplantae, Streptophyta, Magnoliopsida, Rosales, Rosaceae. The record is from RefSeq and is a predicted model, not a curated record.